This is a messenger RNA of Perca flavescens (yellow perch), 2064 nucleotides long. RefSeq names its product lysine-rich nucleolar protein 1 (gene knop1). Bases 295 to 1863 code for a protein of 522 amino acids. NCBI's taxonomy places the organism in Eukaryota, Metazoa, Chordata, Actinopteri, Perciformes, Percidae. The transcript is spliced from 7 exons. The record is from RefSeq and is a predicted model, not a curated record.
CGUUGCUACGGACGCCUGACUCGUCGCUAACAGGAAAGAGGAAAACUACUUCCAGGUUAAGAGAGUAACCGGUUAUCCACGUGAAUUAUCAGAGGAUACAAAACGGAUUCCGAUGAGGACGUGAUCUUUGUUUCUGAAAAGUGUGCACGUAAAUCCAAUGAGAUUAUCGUUGACCAGGCAAAGCGACUGGCCUUGCAAAGAGACAUUGAUCAGCAGUCCCAGCCCAGACAGCUAGCCAAACCCUUGACAAGCCAGGGGUCUGUUGCUGUGGAGAGGCGAGUGGAAAGGGAGAAAAUGGAGACGGGGCAAGCAACGAGUGAGGAUCAUUUUGCAAAGAAGGAGAAGAAACACAAGAAAGGACAAGUCUCUCUGCCUAAAAAGAAAAACUUUACCGUUGAUGAUGGGAUCCUAGCAGAGGUGAAAAAAGAAAAGAAGAAGGGUAAAACAGUAGAUGUUAUUGUUAUAGAUACAGAUAAGGAGUCUUCUGAUGGAGGUGGUGAAAAGGAAGAGAAGAAAAAGAAGAAGAAGAGGAAAAUUGUCACUGAAUCUCUGACUGAUGGCAAUGGUUCUGAUGUUAAUAAUAAAAAGAAAAAUGGCAAAGCAGUCAGCAAAAAGAAGAAGCAGCAGCAGCAGCUGCUGGCUGAGAAUCAAGUGGAAACUGAACAGUUCGGUUCGGUAAAAGAAGAAGUGGAAAAGAAACAGAGGAAGAAGAAGAAAGUAAAAAACAAGUCUGAACAAAUAAAACCAGAAAAUGUAAAGAUGGAGAAAGAGGAGGAGGACAAAGAGAAAGCUGAAAAGAAUAAAUAUCCAAAGAAAGCCAAGAAGGGAAAACUCAUUAUAGUUGUAAAUACAGAGGAGAAGCAAAUUAAAGAAAAGAAGAAGAAAAAGAAAACUAUUGAUGAUGACACAACAAAAGCUAUGGAUGGAGUUAGUGUGACAAAAAAGAAAAAUCCAGCUAAAGUGAAAGUGGCUGAGAAUGGAGGGAAGUUAGAAACACCAAAGCGAGAGACUGGUGAGGUUGAAGAGGUAAAGGUGAAAAACAAGAAGAAAAAGGAAGGCAAAACGGUGGAGAAAGACAAUCUGCCCAACAAGAAGAAAGACAAAUCCACAGAGAGUGAGAUUAUUAUCAUCGACGAAGGGGAGCUAAAGAAGAAAGGGGGAGGGAAAAAGGGCAGAAAAGCUUAUGUGGAGGUCAGCGAAGAGACAGAGCCAAAGAAGAAGAAAAGGAAAAAGGGAGAACGGGAAGAACCAUUAGUAAUAAAAUGUGAAGAAGUUGAGGAGCAGAGUAGUGAAACAGGAAAGAAGAGCAAAAGGAAGAAGAGCUCCAAUAAGGAGGGAACAUCGGUGGAGGCUGUGAGUUCUGGAACUGGUGCAAAGAAGAACAAGAAGAUUAAAGAAGAGGUGGAAGACCAACAGGAGUCACCCCACAAGGACGUGGUCUUUCUGUCAGAGAAGACUGGAAACACAGAUGAAGUCACCAUCAACCAGGAAAGAAGACAGGCUUUACAAAUGGAGAUUGACAAGGCCUCUCAACCUGAAAAACCAGCCAAACCUGCAACUCUCGGCCAGUGGAGCACCGCCCAGUUUGACAGCUCUGAUCAGCAGCAGAAGUUCCUCCGGUUGAUGGGCGGCUUCAAAAAGGGUUUCCAGCCGGCCACGGGAAACGGUGGUAAAGCAAAUAUGGCGCUGGGGAAGGACGCACAGCAGCAGUUGCAGCAAGGGCUUCUGGGAGAGUUUGAACGCGCUCAAUCGCGCAGACUGGACUUUAGUAACAGAGGGUCAGGACUUGGGUUCACGGCACCACCCAAAAAUAAGUUCUCCAUUGACAUCAAUACAUGUCGAUCAGUUCGCUUUGAUGAUUAAUUCACGUGUGUGUAUAUAAUGGAAAUGUGUGUGAUUGGACAAGUUGUUUUUUAUGUGUAGUUAUAACUGUAGAUUUUGCACACUUGACUGUUUGUUCGGGUCCACUGGGAAAUCUACAUCUCACAACAGAAAUCAGAGACCGAACACGCAGCACAAAAUGCCAUAUGUACAUUCUGUAUAUUAAACAUCCUUACUGAUUUA